GAGAGAGAGAGAGAGAGAGAGAGAGAGAGAGACCAGAGAGAGAGAGAGAGAGAGAGAGAGAGAGAGAGAGAGAGAGACACACACACACAAAGAGAGUGAGCGACAGACGAGAGAGAAAGAGAGAGAGACCCCAUGGGCACAACUCAGACACUGAAACAGUCAUCAUCUUCCAAGGACCAGAACAACACAGGUGAGAGAGAGACAAGAGAUUCUGACCAUGGCGUCGUUCGAACCUCAGGGCCAGUCUCCUCCUUGCUGUGGCCCCCAGUUCCCCAGCUUGGGACAGGAACCUCCAGAACUCAGCAUGUACAGUGACUGCUACUACCCUCCGCCAUCGCUCCCCAGCCCCCAGCGCACCCCCGACACCUCCUACGACUACAGCACCUCCUCCCCCAACCCUUACCUGUGGUUCAACGGAUCCGGCAUCAACGCUCCCCCUUACUUGGCCACUGCCGGGCCUCCAGGUAACCCCGGGCCCCCCUUCGUCCCCCAGCACUACGGAAUGCAGAGGCCCUACCUGGGGUCCAGCGGGGCGGGGGUCCCUGGGGGGGAGCUGAGCUGGUUCUCUCUGCCCUCACAGGAAGACCUGAUGAAGCUGGUACGCCCACCCUACUCCUACUCUGCCCUCAUCGCCAUGGCGAUCCACGGCGCCCCGGAGCGGCGGCUUACCCUGAGUCAGAUCUACCAAUACGUGGCCGAUAACUUCCCCUUCUACAACAAGAGCAAGGCUGGCUGGCAGAACUCGAUCAGGCACAACCUGUCACUUAACGACUGCUUCAAGAAGGUCCCCAGAGACGAGGACGAUCCUGGUAAGGGUAACUACUGGACACUAGACCCAAACUGUGAGAAGAUGUUUGACAAUGGAAACUUCCGUCGUAAGAGGAAGAGGAAGUCUGAUUCGCUGUCUGGAGGAGAGGGGGAGUCAGUAGGGCUGGAGUCAGGUGAUCCCAAUGACCGGGGGAGUCCCCCACCCCCCAGCAACCAUGGGAUCGACAUGUCCCCCACGCCAGAGAUAAUCCCCUCCCCUUCCUCCUCAGGUACCGCCCCUUGCCUGAGCAGCUUCCUGUCUGAGAUGUCUGGAGUGGCAUCUGGGGGAGCCAAUGUAAUCGGAGGAGAUUCGCUGAACCAUGCCCUGCCCAUAACCCUUACCCUGGAUGGGACCCAGAGGCCUACACACCCUGGGGGUUUUGGUAGUUACUGCCCUAGCUCAGGUGCAUUUCUACCCUGGCUUGGGCUCAGCAAGCAUCCUAUACCCAGCACAGAAGUCUGA
Messenger RNA from Oncorhynchus tshawytscha (Chinook salmon), 1270 nucleotides. RefSeq names its product forkhead box protein I1-like. NCBI's taxonomy places the organism in Eukaryota, Metazoa, Chordata, Actinopteri, Salmoniformes, Salmonidae. The record is from RefSeq and is a predicted model, not a curated record. Gene Ontology annotation, biological process: cell differentiation; regulation of transcription by RNA polymerase II; anatomical structure morphogenesis. Gene Ontology annotation, molecular function: RNA polymerase II cis-regulatory region sequence-specific DNA binding; DNA-binding transcription factor activity, RNA polymerase II-specific. The coding region runs from base 218 to 1270 and encodes 350 amino acids. The transcript has 2 exons.